AUGGAGGCCCCUCGCAAGCAAUCUGUGACUGUCAUCGACGAGAGCGCUGUUGGCGUGACAUCCGUCCUCGCCAAUCGCGGCACUCAUGCCCUCUUGGAAGAAGGCGCCAGCCAUGACGAGGUGACUUUGGGUGCCUUGGGUUAUAAACAAGAAUUCAAGAGAGACUUCACAAUAUGGGAAUCCUUCUCAGUGUCAUUCUCCGUUCUAGGCCUUUUACCUUCUAUUGCAUCUACGAUUGGUUACAGCUUAGGUUAUUCCGGAACGGGUGGCGCCAUUUGGGGAUGGCUCAUUGCGUCGCUUUUCAUCCAGGCCACCGCCUACACCAUGGCCGAAUUGUGUUCAAGCAUGCCUACCGCUGGCGGUCUUUACUACGCCUCCGCCGUUCUUGCGCCUGAAGGAUGGGGUCCUCUAGCGUCCUGGUUUGUUGGCUGGUCCAAUUUCUGCGGCUUCGUCACUGGCCCAUGCUCUGUCAACUACGCUCUGGCCUCCAUGUUAGUUACUUGUGGCAUGAUUGCUUAUCCCGACUACGAGCCGCAGACAUGGCACAUAUACCUAACAUUGCUCGCCAUCCUCGUCAUCAAUGGUCUCAUCACAAUGCAGUCAACCUGGUUCAUCGGCUGGGUCAACAAAAUUGGAACAAUAUGGAAUCUCAUUGUCAUACUUAUCUUCGUCAUAUGGUUCCCAGUUGGUUCGAUCAACCACCCAAAGACAAACCACAGUCACUACGUCUGGACAAGUUUUCCCAACGGGACCGAGUGGCCGAUUGGCUGGUCCACCAUCAUGGGCUUUCUCACCACAAUCUGGACUCUGUCUGGCUAUGACGCCCCAUUCCAUCUCUCAGAGGAAUGCAGUAAUGCCAACAUUGCUUCCCCCAGAGCCAUUGCCAUGACGGCGCAGUCGGGUCUAUGUCUUGGAUUUGCCAUAAUGUUGGUCAUCGUCUAUUGCGUCCAGGAUAUCACCGACGUCGUUGCUGGCCAAUAUGGACAACCAUUCGGAAGCUUGUGUCUGCAGGUUUUGGGCAAAAAAGCGGGCCUUGCCAUGUUCUCUCUCAACAUCAUUGCUCAGUUUUUUGUCGGAGUUGGUUGCACUGUGACUGCGACUCGUGUGAUCUUCGCAUAUUCUCGGGACGGCGCUAUCGUGGGAUCCAGGUGGUGGAGUCAGGUCCAUCCGAAGACCAGGACACCAGUUUAUGCGACCUGGGGCGUUCUAUUAGUUGCAGCCCUGCUCGGGCUGUUGAUGUUUGCCAGUCCUGUCGCUAUUGGCGCGGUAUUCAGCAUUGGUGCUAUUGCCCAGUAUACGGCAUUCACGACUCCUGUAGCGUUGAAGUUAUUCUUCGACCACGGCAGAUUCAAACCAGGACCUUGGAAUCUUGGAAGAUACUCGAAGCCGCUAGGAGCUGUUGCCUUUGGUUGGUGGUUGCUGAUUGUUCCGGCUCUUUGCUUCCCGGCGGUAAAGGGCAAAGACCUAACUCCAUUGACGAUGAACUGGACCUGUCUCAUUUAUGGGGGCUCCAUGUUUUUGGCCAUGUCGUGGUAUGCGAUCGACGGCCGAAAGUGGUUCAAGGGGCCUCGCAUCAAUGUGCAUUACACCGGCGAAGGUGCAGAGAUUCUUGACGGCCAAUCUGCACAUAGUAGUAGCGAGGGGAAGCAGGAGAUGGAGGCGACAGAGAUCAAGUCGGAAGUGUAG
This is a messenger RNA of Cladophialophora bantiana CBS 173.52, 1686 nucleotides long. RefSeq lists its product as uncharacterized. Bases 1 to 1686 code for a protein of 561 amino acids. The transcript is spliced from 3 exons. Gene Ontology annotation, biological process: transmembrane transport. Gene Ontology annotation, molecular function: transmembrane transporter activity. The record is from RefSeq and is a predicted model, not a curated record. Lineage: Eukaryota; Fungi; Ascomycota; Eurotiomycetes; Chaetothyriales; Herpotrichiellaceae. Gene Ontology annotation, cellular component: membrane.